Camelus dromedarius (Arabian camel) is the source of this 1573-nucleotide messenger RNA. RefSeq names its product cytochrome P450 2D14. The transcript is spliced from 9 exons. Bases 1 to 1503 code for a protein of 500 amino acids. Gene Ontology annotation, molecular function: oxidoreductase activity, acting on paired donors, with incorporation or reduction of molecular oxygen, reduced flavin or flavoprotein as one donor, and incorporation of one atom of oxygen; heme binding; iron ion binding. NCBI's taxonomy places the organism in Eukaryota, Metazoa, Chordata, Mammalia, Artiodactyla, Camelidae. The record is from RefSeq and is a predicted model, not a curated record. Gene Ontology annotation, cellular component: cytoplasm; intracellular membrane-bounded organelle. Gene Ontology annotation, biological process: arachidonate metabolic process; xenobiotic metabolic process.
AUGGGACUGCUGACUGGGGAUACACUAGGGACCCUGGCCAUGGCCAUCGUCAUCUUCCUGCUUUUGGUGGACCUGAUGCACCGGCGCUCACUCUGGGUUGCACACUACCCACCAGGCCCCAUGCCACUGCCUGUGCUGGGUAACCUGCUGCAGGUGAACUUCCAGGACCCAGUUCACAGCUUUAGCAAGCUGCGGCGUCGCUUCGGGGACGUGUUCAGCCUGCAGCAGGUGUGGACGCCUGUGGUCGUACUCAACGGGCUGGCGGCUGUGCGCGAGGCGCUGGUGUACCACAGCCAGGACACCGCUGACCGCCCACCUGCGACUGUCUACGAGCACCUGGGUUUGGGGCCGCGCUCUGAAGGAGUCAUCCUAGCGCGCUAUGGGCGCGCGUGGCGCGAGCAGCGGCGCUUCUCCGUAUCCACACUGCGCAACUUAGGCAUGGGCAAGAAGUCUCUGGAGCAAUGGGUGACCGAAGAGGCCUCGUGCCUCUGUGCUGCCUUCGCCGACCAGGCUGGAUGCCCUUUUAGCCCCAACGCCUUCCUGAAUAAAGCGGUGAGCAACGUGAUCUCCUCCCUCACCUUCGGGCGCCGCUUUGAGUAUAACGAUCCUUGCAUCCUCAAGCUGCUGGAACUAAUUGAGAAGGGACUGAAGGAGGACGUUGGCUUCUUGCGCCAGGUGCUGGAAGCAGCCCCAGUUCUCCUGCGUAUCCCGGGGCUGGCCGCCAAGGUCUUCUCGGGGCAGAGGGCUUUCGUGGCCAUGAUGGAUGAACUGAUCACCGAGCACAGGAUGACUCGAGACCGGGCCCAGCCUCCCCGAGACCUGACUGACAUCUUCAUGGAUGAGAUCGAGGAGGCCAAGGGGAACCCCGAGAGCAGCUUCAAUGACGACAACCUGCGCAUAGUGGUGUUUGACCUGUUCUCUGCUGGGAUGGUAACUACCUCAGCCACGCUGGCCUGGGCCCUCCUCCUCAUGAUCCUGCACCCAGACGUGCAACGACGUGUGCAACAGGAAAUCGAUGAGGUGAUAGGGCCGGCACGGCGACCAGAGAUGGGGGAUCAGGCCCUCAUGCCCUUCACCAUGGCCGUGGUGCAUGAGGUGCAGCGCUUUGGGGACAUCGUCCCACUAGGCUUGCCCCACAUGACAUCCCGUGACAUUGAAGUGCAGGGCUUCCUCAUCCCAAAGGGGACAACGCUCAUCACCAACCUGUCAUCGGUGCUGAAAGAUGAGACCAUAUGGAAGAUGCCCUUCCGCUUCCAUCCGGAGCACUUCCUAGAUGCCCAGGGCCACUUUGUCAAGCAGGAGGCCUUCAUGCCUUUCUCAGCAGGCCGCCGCUUGUGCCUCGGGGAGCCGCUGGCCCGCAUGGAGCUCUUCCUCUUCUUCACCUGCCUCCUGCAGCGCUUCAGCUUCUCGGUGCCCCCUGGGCAGCCCCGCCCAAGUGACCAUGGUAUCUUUGCCUUCCUGGUGACCCCAGCCCCCUACCAGCUCUGUGCUGUGCCUCGCUAGACGGGGACACCAAACCCUCCACCCACUCCUCAGGAGUAGCUCUGAUGUACAAUAAACCAGUCUGGUGGCU